CAGUAAUCAGUUGUGACUGUCGAGCGAAGGGAAAAUGUCGGCACGUUGGGGGCUGCUGUGCCACUAGUGACUGUCGCCUCCAUUUCCCGUUAAUUUCCUAUUAUUAGUCAUUAUUUUGAACUCUUUAGUUACUUCGUGAAACCUUCCUUAUUCAGAAAAUUUUCUGUACGAACAUUUAUCAACCAACUGGACGCGGGACGGUAUUAUUUCUGUGGCGUUUUGUGCGUCUUCGUCGCGUCGUCGUCGUUGUGUGGUAACUAAAAAGAGUCCAACAUGUCGCUCGCCAACACAAAGAUUGAAUUUAUCGUGGGUGCAAAAUAUCGGCUGAUGAGGAAAAUUGGAUCCGGAUCAUUCGGUGAUAUUUAUCUCGGGAUCAACAUCUCAAAUGGCGAAGAAGUUGCAGUGAAACUGGAAAAUAUGCGAGCGCGCCACCCGCAGCUCCUCUACGAAUCCAAAUUAUACAAAAUCUUACACGGAGGAAUCGGAAUACCUCACAUACGAUGGUAUGGCCAGGAACGUGAAUAUAAUGUGCUUGUUAUGGAUUUGUUGGGACCUUCCUUAGAAGAUCUCUUUACAUUCUGUUCGCGAAGGUUUACGAUAAAAACAGUAUUGAUGCUGGCUGACCAAAUGAUUGGACGAAUUGAAUUCGUCCACUGCAAACAUUUUAUUCAUAGAGAUAUAAAGCCAGACAACUUUUUAAUGGGAAUCGGGCGCCACUGCAAUAAGCUCUUCAUGAUAGAUUUUGGACUAGCAAAAAAAUACAGAGACAGUCGCACCAGGUCACAUAUAAUAUACAGAGAGGAUAAGAAUUUGACGGGAACAGCAAGAUAUGCUUCAAUUAACGCCCACCUUGGCAUUGAGCAAAGUCGCCGUGAUGAUAUGGAAUCGUUGGGUUAUGUUCUCAUGUACUUUAAUCGAGGAUCUUUGCCUUGGCAGGGACUCAAGGCUGCUACCAAAAAGCAGAAAUAUGAAAAGAUCAGUGAAAAGAAGAUGUCCACUCCAGUUGAGGUUUUAUGUAAGGGCUUCCCAGCAGAGUUUGCGAUGUACCUGAACUACACACGAGGGUUGCGAUUUGAAGAGAGUCCUGACUACAUGUACCUGCGACAAUUGUUCCGCAUAUUGUUCCGGACCUUAAAUCAUCAGUAUGAUUAUACUUUUGACUGGACAAUGCUAAAGCAGAAGGGGGCCAACCUGAACUCUGUCAGUGGUCCAUCUACGGGAGGUCCAGGCAUACCGAGCCAAGGACCACAAGGUCAGGGCCAAGGUCAGACAACUACUCAAGCCAAUGCCCAGACAGGAACGCGUUAAAGCUCCGAAUGCCCCCUGAUAGCCCUGAAUCAGUUGCGAUUGCUAAAAGUGCCCCGAAUGCGAGACUUAACAUAAAACUGACAUUGAAUACAAUGAGCUGAAUUACAUGUAAAGUAUUUGGAUACUAAAAAGACGACAUUUUAUUGAAUGAACAAAACAACGUUGUUCAUAAAGUGAAAAAUUUAGGGAAAAUUUUUAAGUAAAAUAUAGAAAAAAUUUAAAAAAAAAAGUGAAUUAGCAUUGGACCAUUUUCAAUGAAUGCUUAUCAGAAAAUUCAGAGCUGAAGCAAACUCAAUUUCCUAUCUUUCUAGUAUUUAAAGCUUUCCUCAUAAUUCAGUUCGACGAUUGAUUACCCGGAUGAGAGAUUAGGCGUGAGGUUGGCUUGUUUUCGUACCAUUGCAGUGAUUUCCAUUAUUCAUACUUUUGUGGUAAAUUACAAAAUUAAAUAUUCAAAAGAUUCCUUACGCAUUUUCAUUCAAUACACACUGUUGAUUUUGCAAGUUCAAAAUCUUUCAUUGCUGCAAAGGCUGUGCAAAAAAGUUUAGUAUAUAUAUAUAUAUGUAUAAAAUGUAAAAUGAAGGAACAGCAUUAUUAUAUUAAGAUUGUUCCUUAUUACCGUACAGGGAAAUGUUUUAACUUUUAUUUUUCUCCAUCUCAGUCACCUUGUUAUUUUAAGCCAGCAUAUUGUUUAAACCACAGCUUUAUUCUUUAGAUGAACACAAAAAAUCUCAACUUUGAUGUUGUCUGUGUCUUCUUGUAAAUGUUAGAAUAUGAAGUGUUAAUUUGGUUAAUGAGUGAAGGGUGAGGAGUCUUUAAACAGCAUUGUAUUCGAAAUACCAUCAAUGCUAUAAUAAAGGAAAAGGUUUGCAGGCUGACCUCGUACUUACUCUCACUAUUGCAACCGUUUCUUGUGUUUCUCGCGUGUGUCGAGAACAAAUAAACAAGUGGCCAGAAAGCCAUUGUUCUGACUGCGCCAGGAUAGAAAUUGAGAGUCUGAAUGCAAUAGGCCCAACAAUUCACAGAACAAUUUUAAAAUUAAGAAACAAAAAAAUGAAAACCAUGCUCAAUAAAGCACGUGUUUAUUAUUAUAAUGAGUCGAAAAUUUAAAAUAAAUAAUAAUUAAUGAACAAACGAAUGAAUGAGUGAGUGGAAAAUGUGUAAAUGUAUUAUGAGUGAUAAGUUAAUUAAUAAAUUAAUAAUACAUGCACAUGAUACUAAAUGGUAUAUUAUAAAAAUACGACAGUAACUAAGAUAUGAGUUAUUUCAUAAAUAUUGAAGGUUUAUUGCUCCCUUUCUCUCCGUAAAUAAAAAAACAGAAUACUGAUGACAAUUUAA
Molecule: messenger RNA, 2643 nt
Organism: Neodiprion fabricii
Lineage: Eukaryota; Metazoa; Arthropoda; Insecta; Hymenoptera; Diprionidae
Product: casein kinase I
Exons: 6
Coding region: 274-1308 (344 amino acids)
Biological process (GO): signal transduction; peptidyl-serine phosphorylation; negative regulation of canonical Wnt signaling pathway
Cellular component (GO): nucleus; cytoplasm
Molecular function (GO): ATP binding; protein serine/threonine kinase activity
Source: RefSeq, a predicted model, not a curated record